This is a messenger RNA of Meloidogyne enterolobii, 1151 nucleotides long. The record is from the annotation of a GenBank genome assembly. NCBI's taxonomy places the organism in Eukaryota, Metazoa, Nematoda, Chromadorea, Rhabditida, Meloidogynidae.
AUGGUUUCUACAAGGAAUGUCAUCAUUAACAAAAAAGGACAGGAUGACUCCAGACGAUCAAUAUCUGUUCGCUGUUUAACUGAUCGGCGUUCAUUUCAAUCACAGAAUAAAUCUGCACAUCGGCCGAGUACCCUUUCUUCAGUUAUUUCUGCUCUAGGCAUGUCAACAUCUAGAGAUGAAUCAGCCUUGCAAAUUGUUAUUUUUUGGGGUGAAGAGAGACAAAGACAACGAUUAAAACAUUUUGAAAAAAAGUUGGGUGGUCAACUUUCGACUUUUGGACAAAAUUUUACAAAAUUUAUGAAUUUUACUGGUGAAAGUGAAGAUUGGGCAAAGGAGAAUGUGGAACAUUACAUUAGCGAGGAGGAAUUUUAUUACUUUGAUGCCAAUGUUAAACUGAUAUUUAUUGAUGUACACGAGAAAAAAUCAUUUGAUCGGGCUUCUUCUGUCAAUAUAAGUGGUGGAGUUAUUCAACCUUUACAACGUCAACAGCUGCGUGCUGGUUCUUCGCUCUCAGUUGCCUCUUCAGGUGAAAGCACAGGACGAUCUCGACAACAGCAGUUGUGUACAAUUGUUGAAAGGGACCCAGACAAUACACUGGUUGGAGUUGGUUCAGUACAUGAUUCAACUGAUGAUACCUUGACUUUACUUUAGAGAGUUGUAAAUUUUUUAUAGAUUUAAUCUGUUGUUGUAAUUUAUUGUAAAGAUAGAAAUUAGAUCGUGACCCGGUCCAGUUUAUUAGUUUCCCCGUCCCAUUUCUAUCACUUUUAACUAUAUAAAUUGAAAAUUUACAAUCAUGUUCCUUUGUAAAUAGUAAUUUUUCAAUGGAAUUCAACGGCGUUACUAUUUCCUUAGAUUAAGUCCUAAUUGCACCAUUUGCUUGACGAUUUUUAAACAACGAAACAAAAAAGCCUUAGGCAAUUUAAAUUUUCAAAAUUAAAAAUGAAAGAAAUCGCUUGCUUGGCCUUACUAUUAAUUAACAUAAUUGGUUGCAUUAAUUUCUUUUCGAUUUGGAGGUAUAUCGUGUGAUAUGAGCGGAUUUAAGAGGUUUUUGUUAGGAUUAAGAGGGUUUGAAGGAAAUAAUGGUGAUAUCAGGGGAUUUGGAGGAAAGUUGGGAGAUUUGAAGUGAUUAAGAGAGGUCUCUAGUGUUGACU